AUGGCCGACCGGCACCACCUGGCGUGGCGGCCGUGGCUGUUGGUCGCCGCCGAGGCUGGAAUGAGGAAAAGUCUGACUACGGUCACGCCUCCGGCCUUGAAACACGUCUUCUCGAAGCCUGGGCACCUCGAUGCGAAGCAGGUCGUCCCUCGGCGCACUGUUAUCAAAUCGAAACGGCGCAUGCGGCACGACGGCGGCGGCCAACAAUGCAAGGCGCGACGUGGUUGUGCUGGCGGUGCUAUACUACGCACAACGAUACCAUUACACACACAGCGGCGCUCGAGGGAACCCCACGUGUUGUUCCAUCAUCAGCCAUGCCAUGGCAGCGGCACGCCCGACACGACCCUCGACCCUCGUCCCUCGUUGCGAACCCGACACGGUGCUCGCCGCUGGAAAUUGCGCAUCGUGCCCAGCCUAAUCCCCGAAACCACUAGGCCGUCUCAGGCAGUUUGCUCUCCCAGCAAGAGUACGCGUCGUCGCCGUCAAGGUUCAAGGGGGAGGGCUGUCCACGAUGCUGGGACUGCUAGGACUGCUGGGACUGCUGGGACGUGA
This is a messenger RNA of Bipolaris oryzae ATCC 44560, 552 nucleotides long. RefSeq lists its product as uncharacterized. The transcript has 3 exons. The record is from RefSeq and is a predicted model, not a curated record. NCBI's taxonomy places the organism in Eukaryota, Fungi, Ascomycota, Dothideomycetes, Pleosporales, Pleosporaceae. The coding region runs from base 1 to 552 and encodes 183 amino acids.